GCGGCGAAAAAUGUUUUUAAGAAAACUGUCAAAAAAGUUCAAGCAAUAAGAAUUAUGGAUAACGUAACAAGUUCUUCUUUGUUACAUCUGAUCCAUAAACACCCAGAGAGGCGCACGCGGAGGGAAAUCGAUUUUUUCCUACCUGCUUUUAUGAUGAAAACAGACUGUUUGCGAGAUGUGGAAAGAGACGUAGCAGCAGAGAUUCUGAAAUACAGUGAACAUUUACACGUUAACAAAGGAACUGUUAUCGUUACCCAGGGAGAAGAGGGAAGCAAGUUCUACGUUGUAAUAAAAGGUUCCGUUAGUGUAUAUGUCAAAGAAAAGAACUUGAAAGGGAGGAAAAGGAAAUCUAUUGUAGUAGAAUUACCCAGCAUACAUAGUACAGCCAGCACUGAUAUUCUCAAAAAGGAUCCUCAUAGCUGUCAUAGCCGAAGUCACGCGAAAGACGAGAACAACGACCGGGCGGAUCCAAUGGAAGAAUUGUAUGGACCCAAAGUCAACGUCUUAUUACCAGGACACUCGUUUGGUGAGUUAGCCCUGCUGGGGAACAUUGUACGGAACGCUACCAUCAUCGCAGAGGAGGCGGUAGAUCUUCUGGUCAUUGACAGGGAGCUCUUUGAAACAACUAUUUCGGCACAUCAAUCCAAAGAGUUAGAUGCCAAGAGACUGUUUGUAAGGACCCAUCCGUUCUUUGCAAAAUGGUCGCACGUCCACCAGGAGCAUUUAGUGGCUGCUCUGAAAAGGCGGAUUGUUUACCCAGGCCAAUGUGCCUUCCGACAAGGAUCUGAGGUCAAAGGUCUUCAUUUUCUCGUCACAGGAAAAGCUCGAUUAUCCGUCAUUCCAGACUUACAUAAAAAGCAAUACCCGGAACUUUUCCAUGCGGCAGAGAUGAGCAAGAAACAUCCAAUUGAUUUCGAACACCAAGUGGCAAAGAAUUCAAAUCUACCCAGCAUUCAAAGGAACCAAAAUAAACACAUGGCGGAACUAGCGUCCAUCAAAAGAACAGACGGUUACGCAGCCGCAGAACGCUUCGUUGCAAGUCGUAAAGUAGAGCUGUGCCACAUUGAAGGAGGGGACAUAAUCCACGAUCUCGAGAUCAUACUGAACCUUCCAAAGUCCUUAUUUCGCGUUUUCUGUUCGACUGAGUGCGAGAUUUACUCAAUAAGUACAAAUCAAAUUGAUCGUCUUAUCACUAAACGACACGCUAAUGUCCUGACUUUACUCAAAACCCGCGCAGAAGCCAAGCUUGCAGCUCGAGUAUCAUCCAUUCCAGGAAAGAAAAUCGAUAUUCUUCCGCUCCUGCUAUUGCAGUUGAGAUUCGUUCGAAUUUUCAAGGAAAAAGACUCGGAAAAACACGAGGAGUCCGCAACCAUUCACAGAAUGCCAUUGUCUGAGUGCCUGAACAUUAGUGGAUAUGAAUACCAGGAGUACAGUCCGAACGAAGGAGUGGUAGAGCCUAUAGUUCAUAGGUCAGAUGUUCCUAAAUACGUUCUAGAAGGACCGGAUUACUACCGGAAGUUGAUGCGAAAGCGACAACAGGAAAGAGUGGAGCUGAGAAAACGAUACCCGAAUCAGAUAACUGAAUGUAAGUCGAUCAGCAACGAAAUGAAAGUCAUGAUUCUGAAUAGCGUCAAGCAGCGUCACCUAGUGGAGAAAAUCAUGAAGCGAUAUUCUCUGGGGUGGACGAUGGAAGGGCCCUGGGUGACGCGAUGGAAGUGAUUAAUCAAGAUGACGCAACGAAAGUUACGCCUUGAGUAUAAUGGUUACAUUAAAUGCACCAUACUAGAAGAUAAUAUACUGAAUAGUAAUGCCUCAUCUUGCCGCAAUGCGAUAAAUGUACUAGGUAUAUAAAAUAUAUGAUAUAGAAAUUAAUGAUAAACAAAUAAAGAAAUCUGACAUAUA
Saccostrea cuccullata (small rock oyster) is the source of this 1902-nucleotide messenger RNA. RefSeq lists its product as uncharacterized. NCBI's taxonomy places the organism in Eukaryota, Metazoa, Mollusca, Bivalvia, Ostreida, Ostreidae. Bases 55 to 1719 code for a protein of 554 amino acids. The transcript is spliced from 8 exons. The record is from RefSeq and is a predicted model, not a curated record.